Molecule: messenger RNA, 3707 nt
Organism: Quercus robur (English oak)
Lineage: Eukaryota; Viridiplantae; Streptophyta; Magnoliopsida; Fagales; Fagaceae
Product: SUPPRESSOR OF ABI3-5
Exons: 16
Coding region: 302-3472 (1056 amino acids)
Biological process (GO): mRNA splicing, via spliceosome
Cellular component (GO): nucleus
Molecular function (GO): RNA binding
Source: RefSeq, a predicted model, not a curated record
UAAAAUAAAAGGUGAAGUUGUUCGGUCAAAACAAAAGUCUUGAGGGCAGUCACCACCACCACCAGUGGUUGAGGAAUUAUAAAACCCUAAGCACAAAACGAAACAGCAAAAAUUAAAGAAGAAGAUAGACUAGACCAGACGAGAACCCAACUCGCCGUGGACCCAGAUCGGAUCGGAUCGGAUCCGACUCGACUCAUAUCCUCCUGGAGAGGUUUUCAUACAUUCUGCUCCUCAAUCUUCUGAACAAUCAUCAAGGGCCUGCCUUGCAGGGGCUAACGCUGACGGGUAUUGCUUGCGAGAAAUGGAUCCUGUUCGCUAUGGUCUUCAGCAAGGAUGGGAUAAUAACAGCGCUCUGGAGGGUUAUGGUGCAGUACACGAGCCAAACUUCCGGGUUGGUGCUCCCUAUGAUGAGAGGAGGUUCUUAGAUGAAAGAUAUUCAAGAGAUAACAUUUACUCGAGGAAUGCCUUCCAUCGUGAUGUAUUGGAUAGGGAGAAUUAUCCACCACCACCACCACCACCACCGCCUCCUACUAUGGGUCUUUGGCCACAGUCGAGGAGGAGAAGUUAUGAAGAGGAAUAUCCACUUGAUAGGGAAUCUAGGCGACAUGAGAAACCACACAUUGAUUCAUUCCAUGAGAAUGAUGAAAUUCAGGAAUUUGAUAAGCUUCGGGAUGACUAUCGCAGUGUGGAUAACUAUCGUGAUCAUGGAUUUGACAGGCCUGGUAGGUUUGGGGAGCGUGACCAUGAUGAUUAUACUUAUGAUGAUUAUGACUAUAGGUCCCGCAUUUCCCAUCAAAACAGGGAGGAUAGCCGUGACAGGGAUUACGACUAUGGUCGUCAUAGUUAUGAUUCUGAUUAUGACAGAGGCAAUAGGAGAGAUGGUAAUUGGAGGCGGCGUGACUCCCGUGAUAAGAGAUGUGCAAGUCGAGAAAGAGAUCAGAGUCCAUAUAGAAGACAUGAGCGCUCCUGGUCUCGGGGGCGUGAUGAUCGGCCUAGGUCAAGGUCUCCUCGGGGAAGAAGCCAUGGUCGAAGUCAUCGAGAAGACAGCUAUGAUGAUGAUCGACAUGAAAGGAUUGAUAAGCGAAGGGAGCGGGAAGACAAGCGUCAUCGGGAGCAAUAUUCUGUGGCCCCAUCUGCGACUAUUGUUGUGAAGGGCCUCUCACAGAAGACAACUGAGGAAGAUUUAUACCAGAUCCUUGCUGAAUGGGGACCCCUUCGUCAUGUCCGUGUGAUCAAAGAGCGAAACUCUGGAAUUUCUCGUGGAUUUGCUUUUAUCGAUUUUCCUUCUGUGGGUGCAGCGCGUGCAAUGAUGGACAAGAUCGGAGAUGAUGGUCUUGUUGUGGAUGGAAGGAAGAUUUUUUUUGAGUAUAGUAGUAAGCCAACUGGUGGGUCAGGUGGAUCAUUUGGUCAAGAGAAUGCUUUGAAAUCAGGCCACUUUAAUCAUAAAAACAUUACAAUACCAUCUGAUUGGAUGUGCAACUCUUGUGGCUGUGUCAAUUUUGCACGUCGGACAUCUUGCUUCCAGUGUAAUGAGCCACGUACUGAUGAUGCUCUCCCAGCAGAUAUUGCUUUAUCAAAUUCAGCACCUUUAGGGAAGAAAGGAUUGGAGGCAGGGCCUACUCAUGUUUUGGUUGUUCGUGGAUUGGAUGAAAAUGCUGAUGAGGAAAUGCUUCGGUAUGAAUUUUCCAAACAUGCUCCAAUUAAGGACCUUCGUCUUGUCAGAGACAAAUUUACUCAUGUCUCAAGGGGAUUUGCAUUUGUACAUUUUCAUUCGGUGGAGGAUGCUACCAAAGCUCUUGAAGUAACAAAUGGAACAACUCUUGAGAAGAAUGGGCAGAUCUUGAGAGUGGCAUAUGCAAAAAGCAUACUUGGUCCAGGAUCAGGGACAUCUGGACCUUCCCAGUCAAGCAGCCUUGCUGCUGCUGCAAUUGAGGCAGCGACAUUUGCUCAACAGUAUGAUGCAGUUGGAUGGACACCAAAAGAAUACAACCCAGAUGAUAAGCAAUCAACCAGUGGCCAGGAGCAAAUUGGUGGGGAGAUUGCAGUUCAACAUGAUGGUUCAGCUCCGCAAUCCGGAUUUGUGUGGGAUGAAGCAUCUGGUUAUUACUAUGAUGCUGCUUCUGGGUUCUACUAUGAUGGAAAUACAGGUCUUUAUUAUGAUGGUAAUGGUGGAAUCUGGUAUUCAUUUGACAACCAAACGCAGCAGUACAUCCCUUGCACUGAUCAGAAUGACAACAAAACAUCUGGUAACCAAUCUGGGCUCCCCAAGGCAUUGGAUGGUUCCAGUAAUAGAAAAGUAAUCAUCUCUGCACCAGCUACAACUGUAAUAUCAGUUGAGAAGGCUGCCUCAUUACCAGACGCUGUACAGGCUGCAGCAACAGCAGCAAUAGCUGCUGAGAAGAGAGAGAAGGAGAAGUCAAAAGAGAUAAAGCUCGCUUCAAAGAGCAGUAUUUUGGCUAAUAAGAAGAAGAUGAAUAAUGUAUUGUCAAUUUGGAAGCAGAGGAGUCAUGAAGGACAAGCGACUCGUGUGGCUCUUGAUGACAAUCAACCGUCUGGGUCAGCUGAUGAUAGACCUUUUUCUGUUGCACCAGCCACAAAGAGCAAGUUUAAGACUGAUGCAACAGCAACAAAAGAUAAUAUUACAUCCAGUUCAGUGGCUGCCACAACUGUUUCUGUGGCCCAGACUGUUGGUUUGGAGUCUUUGGUCAAGCCAAGGCCUGUGAGUAACAGCUUAGGUGGAACUGUGAUGGGGGUUAUUAGGGGCUCUGGAAGAGUUGCAGUGAGAUCAGAUACUUUGUAUUCAGGAUCUUCUGGUGGAGUUUCCACUUCAACUGUUGCAGCAAGUGCUGCGGGUAUGUCAACAAAUGCAGAUAUGCCUACAGUGGCAACUCCAUUUAAAACGGAUGCAUCUGCCUUGGGUUCCUAUACCCCACCGACGGCUGCUGGGAGUGCCAAGAGGAGGUUUUCUGAAAUGCCAUUAAAUCCAGCUUCUGCUCACAAGGAGCAACCUCAAACUACCUAUAGGGAUCGUGCUGCUGAGCGAAGAAACUUGUAUGGUUCGUCUGCUCUUGGAGAUGAUCUAUCUGACCUGGGGCUCGGUGAUUCAAAUCGAGAUUUUGGAUUAAGGAAGGGUUCUAUGGAUUCAAUGCCUUUCCCACCUGGUGUUGGUGGAGGACGUGUGUUUGGAGAAGCUAAUGUCAAUAGUUAUGAGGUGAUUACUGCAGACAAAGCAAUUGAUGAGAGCAAUGUGGGCAACCGGAUGCUCCGCAGCAUGGGCUGGCAUGAAGGCUUGGGACUGGGGAAGGAUGGAAGUGGAAUGAUAGAGCCAGUCCAGGCACAGUCCACAGAAAGUAGAGCAGGACUUGGGAGUCAGCAAAAAAAGGUUGAUCCUAGCCUUGAAGUGCAAGCUGGGGAUAGUUACAAAACUCUCAUUCAGAAGAAGGCGCUUGCCAGGUUUCGGGAGAUGUCGUAGAUAGGUAUGGAGUGACUGAAGCUGCUUGUGGAGUGAAGGAAGCAGAUAUAAAAUCUUAUGGUGGAAGAUAGUGCCAGAGCUUUAUAAUUGGAAUUGAAAAAUGUAGAUUGCAAUAGCUUUGUGGUAAGGCAGUAUUGGUUUGAGGUGUUGUAUGACUCGUUGUCUUUUAAAAACUAUAUAGCUUUUCAGCAAUAGCAAAAUUCUAAUAAAGCUUUGAAUUUUGAUUGCGCUUGUA